CAUAGUACUCUCCUUUCACUAACCACUAUUCAUCACCAUCUAGGAUACAUUUACACAAACCCACGUAGGUAGACAGAGCACCAUCCUAGUGGACUGAAGAGUUGGCUUUUGGCUGAAAGAUAGAGAUAUAUGUUACAUUACCCUGGAAAGACAGAGAAAGUGGGAAUCUGUAGCAGUGCAGUUGAACUUGAAGUUUCUUCUCCACUACGUUUUUUGUACCACAGGAUACCACACGCAGCUGCAGAGGCUAGCAAUUCCAACUGUAGCAAACACAAGUCGAUGACUGAGAUCUUCGCCUCCCAUGAUGGACAAGAAAAGUGCCAACGGCUUUCAGACCAAGGCCAGUGAGGGUGGUGUUCAGAGGAAGCAGCUACCAUACUCAGUGGAGACUCCUUAUGGCUUCCACCUGGACCUGGACUUCCUCAAGUAUGUUGACGAUAUUGAAAAAGGCAACACCAUCAAAAGGGUCCACAUCCAGCGCAGGGUCAAGGGCCCACCAAAAUUCAGCACACUGCCUAGAAAUUUCAGCCUUCCAGGGCAUGGAGCCAGACCUGCCUCUAAGGAAAAGGACAGCACAUGGACUGGGACAUCCACCUUGGGACCCAAGCCUAAAUCACGGGUGACAGAGGUCCAACAAAUCUUUGACUUCAGGGGAAGUGAAGGGGGAACUUCUAGCCAGAGCAGCAGGGGGACAAGCAGUCAGGGAAGUGGUUAUGUUUCUGUUAAGCCCAGAGAUGAAGUAGGCGCAGGGCCUCGAGGUGUUGAAGAGAAAACUGUGGGGAUUCAAGGUCGGCCAAACUUGCUCCGAGCAUCGAGCAUGCCAAUUACCCUACAGCAGCGGAAAGGCUCUGAUUCAAGCAGUCCGGACCGUAUUGUGGGAACACCAGAGAAUGGCUCAACAGAGAACAUGUUCCGUGCUUCACCGGACAUAACAGAAAGACGUUGCGUUCCCCAGGAUCGAGCAGGCCUUCACCAGCAGAUCACAGUGGCAUUGAAGAGGGUCAGAGAGCUGGAAGAGCAGGUCAAAACCAUCCCUGAACUAAAGGCUCAGAUCUGCUCGUUGAGGGAGGAGAGGGAGCAGUUGCUGUUACAGCUCCAAGCCCAGGCCCAAGCACAGAUAUCCAGAUCACCCACUUCAGCAGCCCCAAGUUCUGAUGCUGGGAGACAUACUCAGGCACCAGGACACAAACCCUUAGGAGGGCUCAACUUAGCUCUGAUGACUCAGCCUACUGGUGUGACAGAGAAAAGCAGAUUGUUACAAAAAGAGAGAGAGAGUUCCUCAGCACAUGGAAAAAUGGGUGGGUUGUCAGCACAGGAAUCAGAGAGACAAACACAGCCGUCAGAAACAUCAGACAAACAAAAAGAGACAUUAGAGAGUCCAUUGGAGCAUGCAGUGCAAGAGCUAUCACGGGACAUAGCAGGACAGGAAUUAACAUCACUUAAGAUGGCUAUAAAAGACACAGGAACUAGCAGUAUUCAAGAUGGUAAUACAGAAAGAGCAAGAAAACAUGAGGACCAAGACAGUCUGCAGAUUCUGCAAGAGAAGCUAAUGAUACUGGAGUCUAAACUUACUCAGGCUAGCCAAGAGCUGGAGAGGACUAACCAUCUUUUGAAAGAACAAAUAGAGGAGAACAAGGUAAAAGAAGAGAGAAUACUACAACUGAGCGAGGGAAUGAGAGUGCAGGUUUGUACUACAGAAGGGUACAGCAGGCCAAGAAGAGAAAGCAUUGACACAGGAACAGAAACAGAGAGAGUAGAUUUUGCCAAUCAAGAGACAGAGACAGAGUCACCUGGUACAGUAGAUCAGGGUACAGAUACAGAUAGAAUCUGUGUUGAAGUGUGUGUACCCAAAGCAAGGACUGGAAGUGUAGAUCAAGUAACGGAAACUAAUGUCAAAACACAUGACCAGGUGACAGAGAUGGAGGCAGAAGUAACUGCAGUGAGCCCACCAAGACCCAGGGCCAACAGCAUGGAGCGGGGCACAGUAACUGAGAGGAUUGCCACUCAAGAUCAGAUGACUGAGACGCCAGUGGCUGAAAGGGUAAACCAAGUUACAGAAACAGAGGGAGAGACAGUGACAGACCAUCCACAGAGACCAAGAGCUAGCAGUGUAGACCGAGGGACAGAGACAGAGAGGGUGGACACCGUUGACAGGGUGACAGAGACAGAGGUAGCACAGAGGACUGACCAGCAGACAGAGACAGAGGUUGAAAGACGACAGGACAACAAUCCCUCAAGACAUGCAGAAGCAGAGAGUCAUGUAAGAGAACGUGCUAGCAGUGACAGACUGGAUGAUGUUGACACUGUGGUCAGUGAAAGAGUGGACGACAAGGAAACAGAUGAAAGAAUUCAAAGAGAUAGUGAAAGUUUGGUCAUGAAAGUUGUCACGGAGAGUUUGGCUGCAGUUCUAGAAAGUGGAAUUGAGCAAAAAAUGGUUUCAGAUAUUGUAAGUCAGAAUAAAAGGUGCACCAGUCCACCUGCUGCAACAGGAGAAAAUAAAGACUGUAUGACUGAAGCAAGUACAGCACAGAUUGACUCAGAAACAAAAGAAAUUACACACCCAGUGAGUGUAGAGACAGAAAUUGUUGAAACAAAGCAGAUUGCCCUGGGGAGUGUAGAGGAGAAACAAACAGCAGAGGGUGAGAUUGUAUGUGCAAAAAUCAAAGAAACCGUGGUUACUGACACGGUUGUAAUCGUAGCAGAGAAUACAGCUGUGAAGACAGUGGGCCCUGUAAGACCUCAGAGAGGCCGAAAGCCCUCAACAGAGCAGGCACAACCAUCACCUCCUCAACCUCAGGCUGCACCUGUCCGUCCUCGUAGGGGAUCCAGUGAAACUCAAGUCCAGCAGUCCUGGACAGCACCUCAGCUUGAGGCUCAUUCCCCAAAACAGCUCUCAGAACCACAAGCAAAACAUGAAGCCCCAUCUGUGUCUCAGGUUGAGGACGAGGCCCAAGCAAAGAGACCCCCUGGGGAGUCCAGUGAGGAAAAGUCUCUAUCACAACCUCAGGCUGAGACUCAGGGUCCAUCUCCAGGCUCCAGUGCAGCCCAAACCCGUCCCAAAUCCAUUCAAGCCCAGUCUCACCCUCAAACCUCUGUGACUUGGCGGAACUCAAAAGAGCUUAAAGCACCACAGAGGGGAUCCACUGUAUCACAACCUCCUAGUCGUGGAUUAGGAGAAUCCCAAACCCGCCCAACCCGUCAGGGGUCAAGUGAUGUGCAACUUCAGUCCCAGGGCUCUCGUAGAAGCUCCAGUGAGACUCAACCCCCUCACAAAGAUGCCAGUGAAACACAAUCCCUGCGCAGAGGCUCCAGUGAAACAGCCCAGCGUCGUGGUUCAAGUGAAGCCCAGACCUCUCGCCGGGACACUGGCGAGGCCCAACCUCCUCGCAGAGGCUCAAGUGAAACAGCCCAGCGUCGUGGUUCAAGUGAAGCCCAGGUCUCUCGUCGGGACACUGGCGAGGCCCAAGCUCCUCGCAGAGGCUCCAGUGAGUCACCAACCUCACCUGCAGCUUUGGGCCAAGUAGUAACCCGGUUAACAGGGCUUCUGGGGGAGCAGUGGGCACAGCUGGGGAGCAGCUCUGGAGCUCAACAGAUGGCCAGCCAGCAGGAGAGCCCCAGCACACAGAAACAGACAGCAGGGAAAAGAGCAGAGGCAGGAAAAGGAGCAACAGCCAAGCCUGCAGGGAAAGCAGUCCCUGCAGCAACAACAGGGAAACCAGCAGGAAAACCUGGUCCUUCCAAAAUGAGCUCUAUUCAGAGUCAACUGGUCAGCUCCCUCAGUGUCCUCUCUGCCUUCUACUCACCAGGCCAGAAAGCUGCUGCAGCCAGCAAACAGCAAGAACAAGGUCUCAAAUCUAUUAUGAAGAAAAAUGGUGUUGCUGACAAGCAGGGGAAUAAGGGAGCCAAGAAAAACCUGAAGUUUGUUGGGGUGAAUGGAGGCUAUGAGACAACAUCCAGUGAAGAGUCCAGUGGUGAUGAGAAGUCAAAGGUGGAGGUGGAGGAGGAGGACAGCUCAGAACCAGAAAUCGAGAAGGAAAAAGAGAAGGAGCCUCAAACAGCAGAGAAGCCUGAGGAGGCGGGAGAGAUCCAGGGAAAAGAUGCAGGGGACUCAGCUGAGGGAGGGGGUGCUGUGGCUGAAGAGAGGGAACAUGAGAGGGGCCUGAUGGAUCCAGAGAGCAGCGUGGAGCUCCAGGAGGAAGAGGCUGAAGGGGAGAAAGUGGACAAAGGGUUUAUAGAUGCUUGCCUCUAUGUAAAGGACCGUAUGGAAGAGGUUUCAUCCCCAGAUAAAGAAAUGCGUCAGGUUUUAGUGGUGCUCUACCAGGAGUGGUUCAGGGUUUCCAGUCAGAGAGACUCGCAGGCCGAUACUGUCAGACUAUACCUGCGACGAGUGGGCUUGACCACACCCACGCUCCUGCCAUAUGUUGUUAACUUGACAGAUGGCAACGGGAAUAUGGCCCUCCACUACAGUGUAUCACAUUCAAACUUCCCCGUGGUCAAACUGCUGUUGGAUACUGGUCUAUGUGAAACAGACAAUGUGAACAAGGCAGGCUAUACUCCAGUGAUGCUUGCUGCCCUAACAGCUGCUGAGAGCCCUGAUGAUCUGGAGGUGGCACAACAACUGCUGAGACUGGGGGACAUCAAUGCAUGCUCCAGACAGGCAGGUCAGACAGCUCUUAUGCUCGCAGUGAGCCACGGCCGCGUUGCCAUGGUGAAGCUGCUCCUGAGCUGUGGUGCAGAUGUAAAUGCCCAGGACCGCGAGGGAUCUACGGCCCUGAUGUGUGCCAGUGAACACGGACAUACACACAUUGCUCGCCUACUGCUGGAGACAGGCCGCUGUGACACCAGCCUCACAGAUAAGAAUGGUCAGACAGCACUGUCGGUGGCAGAGGGAGCCUCCCACCAAGACAUAAUUGACCUUCUGAAGGCCCACACUGAGACCCAAGCCUCUGAACCAUCGUCUACCACAGACAUCCUCUGAGCCAGGCCGACCCUGUUUACUCUUCCAAACCACUUUCAGCUUGCCAUUUCAACCUUCCCAUUUCAAGAUCCUCUGCACACCCACAUAGAGGGAAAACGCUGAAAUAAAGACAUGGCAACACCAUACAGGACAUACUGUGUGUCUUGUAUGGCAGACAGUAGAAGAAGUGAAUAUGCUCUGUUAACGUGGAAUCAUGGGAGCUGACAUCCAAACCUCUGAGACUCUAGCGCCCUGCAAUGUAUGGCCACAUUUUUCUUCCACAUCUUUGUCAACAUGCCCCGCUGGUGUUUAUGGAUAUGCUGCAUCAACCACUCUGUGGAUAAACAACAAAUUGGGCUGAUCAGAUUGAUGAAAACACA
Toxotes jaculatrix (banded archerfish) is the source of this 5337-nucleotide messenger RNA. RefSeq names its product KN motif and ankyrin repeat domains 4 (gene kank4). Gene Ontology annotation, biological process: negative regulation of actin filament polymerization. Bases 302 to 4978 code for a protein of 1558 amino acids. Gene Ontology annotation, cellular component: cytoplasm; cytoskeleton. The record is from RefSeq and is a predicted model, not a curated record. Lineage: Eukaryota; Metazoa; Chordata; Actinopteri; Toxotidae. Gene Ontology annotation, molecular function: protein binding. The transcript has 10 exons.